AUGUAGUUAAGGCAGUAGCCUAAUUAAAGUCAAACUGCUGACAAAAAUUUCUAAUGUCUGGGUUGCCCAAUGGACAUAAUGUGCGCUUUUAGUUAAUGUGAGAGAGGGAACACCUUAUUUUGCUUCAAUUGUAUCUAGCAAAAACAUGAAAAUUGCAGCGACCACAAAUGGGACUAAUACGCAUGUUAAAUUACAAAUUGGACUGAAAUGAUUUAGGAUUUGAAAGAAAAAAGCUACAACGAACUAGAAAACAGUGCUGUUAUUACAGCUUACGAGUAGUUAGAGGUCAUGAAAAGUACGCUGGUCAAUGCACUUGAAAAUAUGUAAUCUAAAAUUGUCGAGUACUGUCCCUCCAUCAAGACUUAUGCAAGAGUUUAUAGUUAUAAACCUGAUUCUGAUUUUAUUACUAACUUUACACUUAGGAAAUCCCUUGUAUUCGACCCAGCGAAAUAGUCACUCAAGUUCAAGCAUCCUAUUAACUCAGAAAAUGUAGACUUUCCACACAUUCUUACCCGAAAGCUCAUCCUAUAAGCUUAAGAUCUCCAGAGGAACUUCAGUCACCAGUGCAAGAAAUUCCUCAUAGACAUCGAAGAAGUUGAUCCUUCCUUCUAGAAUUUUCGUAAUACUUUGCGUGGAGCAUCGAAGCUAGCUUUCAAAGACAUUAUAAAGAAUCAAAGAGCUGAAAAUUACAUAGCUGAAAAUUUAAACUAGAAGUAGUAAAAAGAGCAGAUAUUUGCUAAAGAGAAUCAAAAUAUGCUUCCUGACACUCCCAAAAUAGAAUAGUAGCAUGCUGAAGAUUCUGCUUCCUAUACACUUAGGAGUAGAAACAAAGGUUCAAGCAUGAAUCUUAGAACUCUGAAGCCCUACAGUAACAAUAUUAACAAUAAUAAUAGCAAUAGUAUCUACAAUUAUUCAAGAAGCCAAUCCAGCAGAAACUACAGCCAAGCCGUUGAAAAUAAGGAAAUCACCAAUGGAACAUCCAAUCUUCUAAAUAGAAAGAGAAGAAAAUUCUACAGAGAAGAAAAAGAAGAGAGAAAACUAAAGAUCCUCAAAGAUGCACUCAAAAUGGGAAACAUAAUGAAGGCUGCAAAAAUCCAUGGAGUCAGUGGUUCAGUCAUCAGAAAAUGGAGAAAAUUGUACUCGAGUCUCCCAGAAAUUCAAGAAUAUAAUAGAAUCUAUCAAGAAAACAGGUGUGCAUAAGAAAAAUACUCUGCAGCAGAAAAGAAGGUUAUUCUUAUGGAAUUAAAAUUAGGUAGCGUCAAGCAAAGUGUAGCAAAUAAAUAUAGAAUCCACCCUACGACUCUUAGAAAGUGGGAAAAAAAGUUUGGUAAAGAACUUGGUUUUAAAGAAUUUGCUGAUAGCCGAAAUGAAUCAAUUAGAGAAGAUCAUGAAGAUGGCUACUAUGAUGUAAAAGAAGAGUACUCAGAUGAAGAAGCUGAAGAUGGAGAUAUUGAUGGUGAUGAUGAUGAAGAUGAUGAUGAAAUUGAUAUAUAAAUUGAAUAAGAAGAUUUAGAAAAUGAAGAUGCUGAUGUAGAAGAUGAUGUCGAUAUUCUUGAUCACUAAUCUUUAGUUGAUAACAAAAACUCAAACAGCGUUCAGUUAAUAAAAGAUCCAAACAAUCAUAUUGAAAGCGUUAGCAAUAAUAGAAAUAAUAAUGUUAGCAGCAAUAAUGAAAAUAACAUAAAUAACAACAAUAAGAAUGACAAUAACAACAACAACAAUAACAGCAAUAAUAAUAAUUAACCUGAGAAUGCUAAAACAUAAAGUAAUAACCAAAGUAUAGAUGAUAAAAACAAAGAUAAUAACAGUCAGUCUUAUUCUUAAGAAAAACCCUAGAAAAAAUAGUAAUAACAGAGUAAUGAGUAGAGAAUGAGUCUUCGUACAAGAAGGUAGUAAACAGCAGAUUCAUCUGUUGACACAAAAAACUCGAGAGCUAAUUAAUCAAUAGAUUUGGAAGGAAGUAACAAUGAAGAAGAUAGUCAUGAGUCAGUGAGCCAAGAAGUUCCGAACAAAGAAUUGUAUAAGCCCCAUGCUAGAUUCAAUAAAAACUUUAAAAUUAAAGAAGAGGAUUAAAGUGAUUCAAACUCAAAGAGAAAAACAAGAAGCACAGUUAAUUAACAUUUAUGA
Tetrahymena thermophila SB210 is the source of this 2127-nucleotide messenger RNA. RefSeq lists its product as hypothetical. NCBI's taxonomy places the organism in Eukaryota, Ciliophora, Oligohymenophorea, Hymenostomatida, Tetrahymenidae. The record is from RefSeq and is a predicted model, not a curated record. The transcript is spliced from 6 exons.